AUGCUACCAUUCGCUUUCGAAUAUCCCCCAGAACAAUUGGAUGGCUUUUGGGGUCCGCCCUCAUCCACAAUUGAUUGGUGCGAAGAGAAUUACGUAGUGUCAACUUACAUAGCAGAGGCACUUAAUACUGUAACAAACUCAGUAUUCAUUGCUUUGGCAUUGUUUGCGACAUAUUCAGCUUAUAAGAAUAAAUUAGAACUAAGAUUUAUUUUGUCCACCCUUGGUUUUUGUUUAGUUGGUAUUGGCUCAUGGCUCUUUCAUAUGACCUUACAGUAUAGAUUUCAAUUGUUGGAUGAGUUACCGAUGAUUUAUGCAACUUGUAUCCCAUUUUGGUCUGUAUUCAGUGAAUUCAGAACCCCCAGAGAAUCAGUCUUUGUAGGUAUCGGGAUCUUCUUGGCUGCAAACACAUUGACUUGCGUAUAUCUUUACUUCAAAGAUCCAACUAUACAUCAAGUGUCGUAUGCCAUUCUAAACGCAGGGAUUAUAUUCCAGUCGAUUAACUUGACUCAAAAGCACGUUAAGGACGAUAAAGCGAGAAAGGAAUUGUAUUCCGUGAUGAUUACAGGGGUCUGGACUUUCUUAUUAGGAUAUUUCUUGUGGAAUUUAGAUAUUCACUUUUGCAGUACUGUAAGACUGACAAGAAGAUCUUGGGGGAUGCCGUAUGGAUUCGUGUUGGAGGGCCAUGGAUGGUGGCACAUCUUAACCGGAACUGGUGUGUACUACUAUAUAAUCUACGAAGAGUACUUGAGAUGCUUUCUAAACAAGACAAACCGGUUCUAUAAAUUUUCAUAUGUGUUUGGAUUUUUACCAUUUGUUGAAUGUAUAGACAAAGUUGGUUUGACUAAGUACGAAGCCAUUCAAGAAUUAGCUAGACAUGAUAGAGAAGCGCUUGCAAAGGAUAAAAAGGACAUUUAG
Molecule: messenger RNA, 915 nt
Organism: Dujonia railenensis
Lineage: Eukaryota; Fungi; Ascomycota; Pichiomycetes; Serinales; Debaryomycetaceae
Source: the annotation of a GenBank genome assembly